Molecule: messenger RNA, 883 nt
Organism: Salvelinus namaycush (lake trout)
Lineage: Eukaryota; Metazoa; Chordata; Actinopteri; Salmoniformes; Salmonidae
Product: L-asparaginase
Exons: 6
Coding region: 1-792 (263 amino acids)
Biological process (GO): regulation of gene expression
Cellular component (GO): nucleus
Molecular function (GO): protein binding
Source: RefSeq, a predicted model, not a curated record
AUGGAGAAAACCCCAGCGAGGGAUCUCAGCCUAAAACCGAUCGUGAUCGCAGGCCCUGUGAUCAGGGACAAGAAGUUUCUGCAAUGGCUGGGCAAGGUCCUAGAGCUCAGCUGGCUUCGGAACAAGGACAUAGAGGAGCGCAAGGGACUGUUGGGAGAGUUGCUUCCCUCCUUCGCUAACGGAGCUGUAGAGAACAACGACUUCCUCUCCCUCCAGGAGAUCCUAGAAAAUAUGGAUGUGAACUGUGGGGACUAUGACGGCACCAAACCCCUGCUGAAGGCCUGUGAGAUUGGUAACCUGGACAUGGUCAAGUACCUGCUGGCCAAAGGAGCCUCCCAGCAUUUGAAAGACCGCUUCGGAAACACACCCCUACGCCUGGCCAUUAUCAACAGGCAUUAUGACGUCAUCAAGUUCCUGAGGAUGAGAGAGGCGUCACUGGCUAUGCCCGCAGUGAGGAUCGGCGUGGAGCUGCUGCAGGCGGUGGCCAAGAAAGACUACCAGCUGCUUCAUGCCUGGGCACUGUCUGGAGUGGACAUGGACUCUAAGGACUACAAUGGACGCACGGCCAUGCACCUGGCUGUCAAGAUGAGGGACACAGUCAUGGUCCGCAGGCUGCUGGAGUAUGGGGCAACCCCGCUGGAGAUAGAUAUCUGGGGCCAGACUCCGGUGGACGAGGCCCGUAAAGGCAACAUGUUGAGGAUCAUGCUGGUGUUCCACCCCCUCUUCACUGAGCAGCUCACCACCAAGCUGGCCUACCUGACCUGCAAGGCCCAAGCCCAGAGGAACAAGUAAUGGAAGAAGACCCUGGAUGUGUCCCAAAUGGCACCCUAUUCCCUAUAUAGUGUACUACUUUUGACCAGGACCAUAGGUAAUAAAGUAAACA